AGAGCCGGAGCUGAGCCCCCUCCCGGGCAUCCCCGCGGGCAGCGGCGGCCCUGGCACGGGGGCAGGUUGCGCGGGCAGCUGAAGGGCAGCAGCUUCCUCCGAGCUGCUCGUCGGAUUUUUGCUCAGAAGAGCUCAGUUCGGGAAAGUUCUGCUUUGGCUGCCAGCUCCCCGGCAGGACCGGAGGCUGCUCGGCUUGGGCGCAGGAGCUGCGAGUCCGGAAGAGGUGGUUUUGCACGGGGGGGACCUGCAGUUCGGCUUCGCCACAGAACCAUUUCGCUUGGAAAAGACCUUUACAAGCUCACCAUGGCAACGGUGGUGACCGAAAAGCUCAGCCGGCUCUUCAUCAACGUGCGGCAAGUCCCUCAGCUCCUGGCCCCCCUCUCCCCCUCCACUGUCAGCAGCUCGGAGGUGCCAAAGGUCUUCUGGAAGCCCUACAUCCACACCGGCUACCGGCCCGUGCGGCAGACCUGGCGUUACUACUUCUCCACCCUCUUCCAGCAGCACAACGAAGCCAUCAACGUCUGGACCCACCUGGUGGCGGCGCUGAUCCUGCUGCUGCGCUUCCAGCAGCUCUGCCUGCAGGUGGAUUUUGGGCAGGACCUGCACGCCCGGCCCCUGCUCAUCAUCAUCGUGGCGUCCAUCACCUACCUGACCUUCAGCACCCUGGCUCACCUUCUGCAGGCCAAAUCCGAGUUCUGGCACUACAGCUUCUUCUUCAUGGACUACGUGGGGGUGGCCAUUUACCAGUACGGCAGCGCCCUGGGGCACUACUACUACGCCAUCGAGCCCAGCUGGCACGAGAAGGUCAAAGGGUUCUACAUGCCGGCGGCUGUCCUGCUGGCAUGGCUGUCCUGUGCUGGCUCCUGCUAUGCCAAGUACCAGUACCACCAGUCUGCUCGCCUUCUGAGCCUGCUCUUCCAGGAGCUGCCCUCUGGCCUGGCCUACCUGCUGGACAUCAGCCCUGUGGUGCACCGCAUCUGCGCCACGCCGCCCUCCGGGCGCCCCGACCCGGCCCUGCUCUACCACAAGUGCCAGGUGCUCUUCUUCCUGGUCGGGGCCUUUUUUUUCUCACACCCUUACCCUGAGAAGUGGUUCCCUGGCAAAUGCCACUUCUUUGGGCAGAGCCAUCAGAUCUUCCACGUGUGCCUGGUGCUCUGCACGCUGGCGCAGAUCGAGGCGGUGGUGCUGGACUACCAGUCCAGGCGGCACAUCUAUUCCGCUCUCCAGGGCGACCUGGCACACAACUUCUCUGCCCUCUGCCUCUUCACCGUCACCUGCUCUGUCCUCACAGCUGCUUACAUGGCCAGGAAGGUGAAAACCAAGCUGAGCUUCAAAGAAGAGUGAGGUCCCCGAGGGAGAAGCUGUUGAGCUCAUCCAUGUGGUCAGCCUGCAGCCGGCGGCAGCGGUGCUGGCGUGAAUCCGGCCGCAGGCUUCGAGGAGAGGAGGAAUGAAGCUGCUCAUGAGCUGUCACACAGCAGAGUGCUCUGGAGGGAGGGAAAGGAAAAGCUGCUUUCUGUGCUUUCUGUCAAUUCAGGAUUAGUUCCAGCUUGCUCUUAAAGCAGCACCCUGGCUUACUGCACAUGUCUGAAUAAAACAGUCGGAACAAAAUGGUGUUAGUGCUGCAGCCCUGUGCCCUGGGGAAGGGGCUGGAAGCUGCCAGGUGUCCCACAGCGAAAGGUAAGGAGAUGCCAUCUGACCCCCUGCUAGUGGUGGCAGAAUGUAGCCCAUGGAAAGGGACUGAGCUGAGCUGCUUUGAA
Messenger RNA from Dryobates pubescens (Downy woodpecker), 1757 nucleotides. It is a transcript of the gene PAQR7, whose product is annotated as progestin and adipoQ receptor family member 7. Gene Ontology annotation, molecular function: nuclear steroid receptor activity; steroid binding. Gene Ontology annotation, cellular component: plasma membrane. Gene Ontology annotation, biological process: response to steroid hormone. The record is from RefSeq and is a predicted model, not a curated record. NCBI's taxonomy places the organism in Eukaryota, Metazoa, Chordata, Aves, Piciformes, Picidae. Bases 304 to 1344 code for a protein of 346 amino acids. The transcript has 2 exons.